CCUUCGCCUCUGGCGCUGGUGUCUCCGCUGUGCUCCGCCUCCGCCGCCCUUUUCUGGCCUGCGAUGUCUCGCCUGCUGCUGCUCUGCUCUUCGCUCCUCCGCCACCGUGCAGUCCUGUUCUUGAAGCCUGGCCACUCGGGCCGCCUCAGCCACUCAGAAAGCUCACAAAACCAAGUCCUGUCAGCCACGGAAUCCGCUGUCGGAAUCAUCGUGUUUUUUACCAGUUUUUACAUCCCAGCUGCGUAUGUGCUAAGCAAUCUGAAGUAUUUCAAAGGCGAGUAGGGCCAAGACGCUGAGGAGCAGCACCUCAGGUCCCAAAGGCUUUCAGGAAAGGCCGCUGCUCCUUUAAAUGAGAAAAAGUGCCCGUUCGAACCUCUUGUGAUGAUGUAGUUUUAUAACUGUGUGUCUGUGGUGUUCUGCACUUUCUUUUUCUUUUUUUGGACUGUGCAUCAUACAGAUGGCAAACAUAAUCUGCUAAAGUGUUAAAUAAAAUGGAAACACUUGUUUGUGCUUAA
Messenger RNA from Apodemus sylvaticus (European woodmouse), 515 nucleotides. RefSeq names its product cytochrome c oxidase subunit 8C, mitochondrial. Gene Ontology annotation, cellular component: mitochondrion. The coding region runs from base 64 to 282 and encodes 72 amino acids. Gene Ontology annotation, biological process: mitochondrial electron transport, cytochrome c to oxygen. NCBI's taxonomy places the organism in Eukaryota, Metazoa, Chordata, Mammalia, Rodentia, Muridae. The record is from RefSeq and is a predicted model, not a curated record. The transcript has 2 exons.